UUGAUUCCUCUCCUCUCUCCUUUUCCGGCAUUGAUAAACCUACAAAAUUUUGCUAUUACAAUUUAAUCCAAUUAGAAUUAUUGAUUGAUAAAUAUUAAAUUUAGCUUAUUGUUUUAGUGUUAAUUGUUUUAAGCGCAAUCAUGGAUCUCCAUCGACCGGUGGACCCUAAUAAGACUUAUGAAGAAUUGACGGCUGAUGAAAAGCUGAGAUAUGACCACCAAAAGUUACACGAGCUUCACAAGGGACACGAAUCAAUGCACACAACAAUGAUACUAAUAUUGAUAAUGACCCUGAUUGUAGCACAGAUUAUUGUGGUCGAGUGGAAGAAACGACAUUACAGGUCUUACGCUUUUUUCACAAUGUGCGCGAUGUGGUCAAUACCAGUGCUGAUGAGCGUUAAGAAUCAUUGGGUGCGCUUCAUCGUGGUGUGGUCCAUAUUCACCAUGCUCACCGCCGUCGUCAUCAGGAAGUCGACGCAUAAACCCAUGUCUGUCACCACGCCCAGAUUAGUUUACAAAUGGUUCUACCUCAUAUACAAAGUGAGCUGUUGUCUCGGCGUGGUGGGGUAUAUCCUCAUGAUGCUCACCUUCGUGGGUCUCAACCUGGUCUUCGGCCAUAAACCCCAGCAAUGGAUGGACGUGGCAUUGAUGCUGUUAUUCUACGGAUUGUAUUUUGGAGUUUUGGGACGGGACGUCGCCGAGUAUUGUACGGAUAAGAUGGCCGCUUCUAUAGGGUAUUACACACAAGAGGGUAUACCCACACGGCAAUUGGAGAGUAAUGUGUGCGCGGUCUGCGGAAACCAAUUGUUAGUUAAUGUGAAUGAAGAAGGGGUUUUAGAGAACACGUACAAACUGACAUGCGGCCACGUGUUCCACGAGUUCUGCAUCCGAGGAUGGUGCAUCGUCGGCAAGAAGCAGACGUGUCCGUACUGCAAAGAGAAGGUGGACCUGAAGAGGAUGUUCACGAAUCCCUGGGACCGCCCCCACAUACUGUACGGUCAACUCUUAGACUGGAUCAGAUGGUUAGUGGCGUGGCAGCCACUCAUAUUGUUCCUAGCCCAGGGAAUUAACUGGCUUUUAGGACUAGAGUAAGGUGUGAUAAUUAUAUGGACUGGUCGUAGUUUACCGAUGUUGUUAUGUGUUAAUAGUUUUUUUGUAAAAUAUGGGUCCAUAACAGGGCAGAUUUACCUGAUUACCAUUAUUGGGGCAUAGUGUCUGCUCUUGAUGGUACAUAUGAUCAGUCAGUCAGUCUAUUAUGGUCAUGGACUAUCUAACGAGCAUAAUCUUAGACUGGGUCAAUAAACCUCGAUUUUAUAGACCAGUUAAUUGCACGGACGGCUUAACCAACAUAACCCAUGUAAUAAACUGAAGGUUUCAAGGUUUCUUGUUAAAUUUGAAAUCCUUAACCGAAAAUUAGCUGGGAUCGCACCUAUGUGCUAUAUGGCAAACUCCUAAACUGCAUUAGAUGGCUGUUCUUAGUUGGCUUUGAGGUUAUCCUGUUUAGAAUUUGUAUUCGAAUCGACCUAUCAGGAGUCUGGCUGUAGCCCUGUGAUUUGUAGCUUUGAUAGAAAUCGAAAUAAUAUAAAACAAUCGAAAAAGCCAUAUGAUUAUUGUAAUUAAAUAAAAGCAUUACAAUUGGUACUUAUUAUUACGAAAAAUUAUAAAAUUUUUGACGAUAGUAAAAUUAGCAGUAGUAGCCAUAUUGUUUUUGAAACUAUAAGAAUGACUUGCGCGCAAUUUUCCCCGCAGUUGUAAAGUUGUUAAAUAAAACUCAGUAUUGAGAUGAGAUAUAAAAGCGUUGGGACUGAUGGUGACGAUUACCUACUAUCAGUUGCAGCGACAUAUUUAGCAGAACUCUUAUAUAAUCAUCUAUUAUUUCGAAUUCUAUAGUAUUUCACACUAAAUUCUUUUACAUGGCUGCGUCAAGGCUAAGUAUCAAUUGUCAUUUUAAAAUGAUUUUUAUACAAUUUUACUAAUCCCACUGCUGCCACCAAAAAUUGUAUAAAACAUCACUUUAAAAUUAAUUUAAAAAUAAUGUCUAUAAGUACGAUUAUCGUUGGUAAUCGAUGCCAGAUAAUUAUUGCUAAUUCCAUUUAAUGACUCUGGGAUCCCCCUUUAAGACUCCGAUCCAGAAUAAAGUCCAGAUAUUAUAAGGUGUAGUGCAUAAAAUCCAGUUUAAUUUUCUUGUUUAAUUUUCUUACCUUUUACAAUUGAGUUUUACUUGUAAAGUCUUUUUUUCCUGGCGUUUCGCCCUGGUUACAUCUUCACCACUCUUGAAAGGAGACGCCCUUGACCAUGGAUCCUGGAUUUGGUGAGUCAGGUUUUUACACGAAGCAUCCCAUGUGAACUCCGCAAUCUUCGCAUGGGAAUCUGACUCAUAUUGGAUCAAAUUCAGUUUUACUUGUGAAGUACUUACUUCUAUUGAAGACGUCAUAUUAAUAUUGUGCGUUUUCACAGAAUUUUAGUAAGUUAUCACUAUUUUGUAUGUCUUUUUUUCCAAAUUGAUAUCAGAAUUAAGAUUGUAUUAAAUCUGUACAUUGAUGUACAAAUAGAAUUAUUGUAUAGAUGGAUUUUGUAAAGUACACAGUAUUUAUGGAUUAAAAUUUUAAAAUGCGAUGUAUGUAUUAUAUUAAAAUAUAUCAUAAUGUAUUGUAUAAGAAAUUAUCGUGUUAUCCAACACUGGAAUGGAAGCAAGUCACAUUUUAUGUUUCGACUAGCAUUAGCCCGCGAAUUCGCUCGUGGUAACUAUUUUUUUUCUUUCGGAUAAAAGUACACAAUUUAUUUUCUCAGUAUUGUUAAAUAUUUAGGAAUGGGAAGUAGGUAAAUCGUGCUUUUUCGGAUGCAAGUCUCAUUAAAAUGAGUCUUGUAUCCGAAAACUGUCAAGAAUUAAAUUAUUGAUAAAAACCUGCAAGCAAAUCCAUUAAUUAUUUCGUCUAUAAGAAAAAAAAUUGCGGUGAAGGAAACGUUUAUUCGUGAAUUGUAAUCCUCUUGUCUAUAUUCACACGAAUUUUGAGUGAAAGGUUUAAUUUAAAAAUUGUACCCCUGUGAAUUUGAAUGUUAGUUAAAUAUGUAAAUAAUCAUGUGAUGUCGAGUGUGUGAUUUUAUAAAUAAUUAAUUAGUUAUUAUCAUUUAUUCAUUCAUUAUUACUUAAUUAAAGAUUGCCGUGCCAUGUGGUUCUCGGCACCAAUAAAAAAACAAAGAAUAGGACCAGUCCUUCUCUUUCCCAUGGAUGUCGUAAAAGGCGAUUAGGGGAUAGGCUUAUAAACUUGGGAUUCUUGUUUUAGGCGAUGGGCUAGCAACCUAUCACUACUUGUAUCUGAAUUCUAUCAUCAAGCCAAAAAGCUGAACGUGGCCUCUCAGUCUUUACAAGACUGUUGGCUCUGUCUACCCCGCAAGCGAUAUAGACGUGACUAUACAUAUGUAUGUUUGUUUAUACUAUUGAGACAAAGAUCAAAAAAGUUAAGCAAAAUGAUGAGCAAAUUAACAUUACUUUUGAAUAUUACAUAAUUCAGCCACUUUCCGGGGUUUUUUUUUAAUCUGGCGUUAGUCUCAGAGGCAUCCUCACCUUUUUGCAGAGGAGUCGGGGUUGUGCCUCUGACCGUGGUCCUAAAUUGGGUGAGUCAGGUUAUUACACAAAGCGACUCCCGUCUGACCUCCGCAACCUUUGCAGGGGAACAUAACCCGUAUUGGAUCGUGGUACGUGCAUGGUUAAGUAAAAAUAAAUGUGAAGAUGCCAUUAAAAACAUCCUGUAAAAAAACCCAAGUCUCGCAGCUCAGUCUUUCUACCGUAAGAAGUUGUGAGAUCCAUGUAAUACCAAGUCGGUUAAUCUAUUUAGUCUCUACUUAAAGGACCUUUUGCCUUAUCCUCCAGAUAUAUAAGUCGCUAUUUUAAUCCAGUAAUCGUAAACCAGUCAACUGAAGUGGUUUUUAAGCUUAAUAAUAUAUGAUUUUUUAUGAUUCCUUUUUAAUUUGCAGUGAUAAGUGAUACGUUGUAUCCAAUUUUGAAAAUAAAUCUAUUCUAUUCUAUUCUAAUGUAUGUAUCGAAACGGGACUUGGUUAGCUUAUUGUUUGUAAAAUUAUGAAGCAUUUGUAGUUAUAUUUUGUACAAAUAAAUCGGAUUCAAUAUUUUCGUUAUUAUUUUU
Amyelois transitella is the source of this 4141-nucleotide messenger RNA. Its product is annotated as E3 ubiquitin ligase Rnf121. The record is from RefSeq and is a predicted model, not a curated record. The coding region runs from base 141 to 1091 and encodes 316 amino acids. The transcript has 8 exons. Gene Ontology annotation, molecular function: ubiquitin protein ligase activity; metal ion binding. NCBI's taxonomy places the organism in Eukaryota, Metazoa, Arthropoda, Insecta, Lepidoptera, Pyralidae. Gene Ontology annotation, cellular component: Golgi membrane; endoplasmic reticulum membrane.